Messenger RNA from Olea europaea var. sylvestris, 1656 nucleotides. RefSeq lists its product as uncharacterized. The record is from RefSeq and is a predicted model, not a curated record. The transcript is spliced from 5 exons. Bases 1 to 1656 code for a protein of 551 amino acids. Lineage: Eukaryota; Viridiplantae; Streptophyta; Magnoliopsida; Lamiales; Oleaceae.
AUGGCGACUGUGGGGUUGGAUGAUUUGAAGUUUGAAGGCUAUUUAUAUACAUGGACUAGUAAACGUGUAUCUGAUCCUACUCUCAAGAAACUAGAUUGUGUAUUGGUGAAUUCGAUGUGGGAAGACAAAUUUCAUGGAUCGGUAGCUAAAUUUCUUACUGCUGGAGUGUCGGAUCAUUCUCCUAUGGUUGUUAAACUUGCAGAAUUACCGCGUAGAAAGAUUCCAUUCCGUUUCUUUGAUUUUUGGAUGGGUCAUCCGGAUAUCAUUCCUUUGGUGGCUCAGGUAUGGGGUGAAGCAGUCGUGGGAACCCCUAUGUUUUGUUUGUGUUCGAAGUUGAAAAAACUGAAGCUCGCCUUGAAACAUUUUAAUAAGGAGCAUUUUUCAAAACUUCCUACGAGAGUUACUCAAGCUCGGACUGACAUAGAACAUGUUCAGUGUUUGAUUCAACAUUCGCCUUUGGAUUCAUCGUUACAUAGGGAAGAGGCUCGGUUACAAAAGGAAUUUUGUGAGUUGAGUAGGGCUGAAGAAGGCUUUUUGAGACAAAAAUCUCGUGUUAAAUGGCUGAAUUUAGGUGACCAGAAUACUGCUUUCUUCUUCAAGGUUUUGAAAAGUCACUAUGGCAAAAGUAAGAUGGUUUCUAUUUGUAAAGAUGAUGGUACUAGAGUGGAGGAGCCACAUGAGAUCAGUGAAGUCAUUGUUGCGUUCUAUCAAAAUCUCCUUGGUCAACAGUCUAGUGGUGAGAGUCUAGAUAUGGACUUGCUUCGAAAAGCUCUUCCUAAGAACAACAAGGCUCCAGGGCCAUAUGGUUUUAAUGCAGUUUUCAUCAGGAGGACUUGGAGUAUUGUGGGAAAUGAUGUCUUAUGUGCAAUCAAACAUUGUGGGCCCCAACAAACUGCAUUUGUUAAAGGACGGCAUAUUAGUGAUAAUAUCCUUCUUUCCCAAGAAUUGUUGAGGAAUGAUCACCGCAUGGGAGGAUUACCUAGGUGUGCUCUUAAAAUUGAUCUCAUGAAAGCAUAUGAUUCUAUUCAUUGGGAUUUCCUCUUUGCGGUUUUUAGGGUGAUUGGUUUUCCCGAGAGAGUUGUUAGGUGGAUUAUUGAGUGUGUCACUACCACUCGUUCUUCGAUUUCCAUUAAUGGGGAGCUGCAUGGUUUCUUUGCGGGCGGGGCUGAGGUUGGUUCAGUUUCUCUCAUUGGAAAAUGCAUUAAUCGAUUCAAAGCUCUUUUUGGACUUAUUCCUAAUUUAGAUAAGAGUAAUCUAUUUGCCAGUGGUGUUUCUUCAUAUCUUAAGGAUCAGUUGCUUGAUGUCUUGGGGUAUAAGGAAGGCGUGUUACCGGUACGUUAUCUUGGUGUUUCGCUUAUCUCUACCAAAUUGAGGGCUUUGGAUUGUAAGAAACUGGUGGACCGUAUUAUAGCUAGGGCUAAGAGUUGGACUUGUCGAGCGCUCUCCUAUGCAGGCAGCAAGUGGAAAAUUCACUACGGGCCUUCUUAUGGAAGAGUAGUGACCUUGGCAUCAGUGGGGGCUAAAGUGGCUUGGGCAAAAAUCUAUAUGCCUAAGGAAGAGGGCGGUUUGGGUCUAUGGAGCUUGGAGAUUUGGAAUAAGGCUGCCAUGUUAAAGUACCUUUGGUCCCUUUGUACGGAUUCUGCCUCCUCUCUUUAG